Messenger RNA from Balaenoptera ricei (Rice's whale), 1206 nucleotides. It is a transcript of the gene DUSP15, whose product is annotated as dual specificity phosphatase 15. The record is from RefSeq and is a predicted model, not a curated record. The transcript has 7 exons. Gene Ontology annotation, cellular component: cytosol. NCBI's taxonomy places the organism in Eukaryota, Metazoa, Chordata, Mammalia, Artiodactyla, Balaenopteridae. Bases 205 to 912 code for a protein of 235 amino acids. Gene Ontology annotation, molecular function: protein tyrosine/serine/threonine phosphatase activity. Gene Ontology annotation, biological process: positive regulation of JNK cascade; transforming growth factor beta receptor signaling pathway; protein dephosphorylation.
GCGGCAGCGGCGGCGGCGGCCGCUGGGCAGGGCUGGGCCGAGCUGCGGACGCCAGGCCCCCCGAUCCCCGCCAGGCUGCGGACGCCAGGCCCCCCGAUCCCCGCCAGGCUGCAGGCGCCGGGCCCGGGCCGUCAGGGCAGCUGUGACCCUUGCGCUCAGCGGGUGGCGAGCUGGGGGUGCGCCCGGAUCCCCGCCCCCGGGAUCAUGGGGAAUGGCAUGACCAAGGUACUUCCUGGACUCUACCUCGGAAACUUCAUUGAUGCCAAAGACACGGAUCAGCUAGGCCGGAAUAAGAUCACACACAUCAUCUCCAUCCACGAGUCACCCCAGCCUCUGCUGCAGGACAUAACCUACCUUCGCAUCUCAGUGGCCGACGCCCCUGAGGUACCCAUCAAAAAGCACUUCAAAGAAUGUAUCAACUUCAUCCACUGUUGCCGCCUCAAUGGGGGAAACUGCCUUGUGCACUGCUUUGCAGGCAUCUCCCGAAGCACCACCAUCGUGACGGCAUAUGUGAUGACUGUGACAGGACUGAGCUGGCGGGACGUGCUUGAAGCCAUCAAGGCCACGCGGCCCAUCGCCAACCCCAACCCAGGCUUUAGGCAGCAGCUUGAAGAGUUUGGCUGGGGCAGUUCCCGGAAGCUUCGCCGGCAGCUGGAGGAGCGCUUCGGGGAGAGCCCUUUCCGCGACGAGGAGGAGGUGCGCGCGCUGCUGCCGCUGUGCAAGCGCUGCCGGCAGGGUUCUGCGAGCGCGGCCUCUUCCCCCGCGCCCAACUCCUCGGCCUCCGAGGGGACCUUGCAGCGCCUGGUGCCGCGGUCGCCCCGGGAAGCCCACCGGCCGCUGCCGCUGCUGGCGCGCGUCAAACAGACUUUCUCUUGCCUCCCGCGGUGUCUGUCCCGCAAAGGCAGCAAGUGAGGAUCCUGCCCCGUCGUGGCGCCCCUCGGCCUCUCGACCGGUCCCCUUCGGGGAUUGUCUGCGCCUCCCACGGCCUUCAGGACGGGCCCAGAGCCUGUGGGAGCCCCGCGGGGGCCUGAUCCCCGCCCCUGCCCCUCUUCCCGCCUUGCUUGUCUGUGUCCGCAGUCAGCGUGUCCUCCAUCUGUGUGUGUGGCUCUGUCUGGGCCGGCCUGCUGCAGCUACCUGGUGCCUUAGUCCUUGGGCUGGGGGAGGGUGCCCCCGGCCCCCCUCCCAUUAAAGGCGGUGGGAGUGGGA